Messenger RNA from Chelonus insularis, 1471 nucleotides. RefSeq lists its product as uncharacterized. The coding region runs from base 292 to 1308 and encodes 338 amino acids. The record is from RefSeq and is a predicted model, not a curated record. NCBI's taxonomy places the organism in Eukaryota, Metazoa, Arthropoda, Insecta, Hymenoptera, Braconidae. The transcript is spliced from 5 exons.
CAGACGAAGUUUCGACAAUGUAAUUCAUCGAAAAACUGUGGUUUUCAAUUGCAAUAGCUUAUUAAAAAUAUAUUAUUUUUAGCCUAAUAAUAACUAGUGUAUUAAAUAUUCAUUACUAAAAUACAGUAAAUGUUUAAUAUCAACGAAUGUUUAGAGGUAGAUAAAAGAACUAGAUCAAACCGUGUCUGUAUGUUUGACAAAAGUUGUAAGUGAAUUAAAUAAGUCCAAAUUUGAGUUUAAAACUUCAUUAGUAAUGAAUAAAUAUUAAAUUAUUAUGAAAACGAUUGACUGAUGCAUUUUUGGAUCAAUAAACCAGCGGGCAGGUCCCGUACAAUUGGUGGAUGCAGAAGAUAUCAGGCUGGAACAGCUAUCCCGGCAUCUUCGUUCCAAGCAUCAAUACCUUUACUAAAAAACCGUACUGGUCGAAGAAAUUCAAAGAUUAGAAGUUCUGUAACAAGCUCAAUGGUAUCUUCUAAUAGGAUUCGUUCAAAUUUAUCUCCAAAUUCAAGAUCUUGUGGGAGAUGUGUUGUUUAUCAUCCCAGAACCGAUGAUGUUAGCAGUAAUAAUGCCGGACAAUCAACCACAACACACCAUGGACAACAAACUAACAACAUCGCUAAUAAUGCAGUAACAAAUACCACACAUGUUCGACGCGUCCUACCAAAUGAUCCAACUCUCAACAGAGGAAUCAUAGACUUUUCGGAGAUUGCAGAAAUUAGCCGUGCAGAAUUAGCUGGCUAUAGACUACGUUGCGGCGUAUUCAUUAUAUUUGUUUUAGCAACUGGAUUUGUUUCAAUUGCUAAAUUUUGUAUCGGACACAGGCCUGACAAAGGUCUAGAUGUUCUUAUCUUUUGUGGUCUCCUUGUAACUUUAUUAAUAUCUGGCUGCUUUUAUUCAACACUCUUUCGUCGUACUCGUAAUAAUCAUCACUACCAUGUACCAGAAAUUCCAAUAGCAACAGUUACAACAGGUGUAACUAAUGACAGAUCAAAUCAUCAGUGUAUCACAGAAAAUUUAUCAUCAACACUGAUGCCCACAUCGCCUCAUUUACAAGAACAGGCACUCGAGCAAGUAUUUGAACAAGAAUUAGCUGCACAAAUAACAUUAAUGUCAACAUUACCUCGAUUGCAGCAACAAUCACUCAAUCAGCAUCAAACUACACAAAUAGCGUCUUCAUUACAUUUAACAACACCAACGCCAACACUACCUUCACCUUCACCUCCACCUUAUCAUAUUGCUAUUCUUAUACCACCAUCAUCCUCGACUUACGAAGCUCCUCCUCCAUCUUAUGAAAAAGCUACAAGAUAGAAUAUAUGUACAUAAUUUUCAAUAAACUGUUAACAUUAAAGUUCUUAACUAAUAAUGCAUUAAGUAAUUACGAAUGAUUUAAUAAUACCAAAUAAAAUUGAAAUAUUUAAAAUUACCUUAAACAUAAAAUAAUAUAAACACAUAAUUAGUAGUGCACUGUAUG